CUCACCAAUAAGUUUAUCCAUGGGAAUCUAUUUGAAAUGUUAAAAUUAAAACAGAAAUUGUCUUGUAUUUUAGAUGGUUCAACGACUAACUUUCCGUCGUCGACUAUCUUACAACACGAGGAGUAACAGCAGAAGGGUGUCAAAGACUCCAGGUGGUAAAUUGGUUUACCUGUACACAAAGAAACCUGGCAGUAUCCCAAAAUGUGGAGAUUGUAAAAUUAAACUACAUGGGAUUACACCAGCCAGGCCACUAAAAUUGAUGUCCAUGUCACGAAGACUGAAGACAGUUACCCGUUGUUAUGGAGGCAGUCGCUGUCAUAGAUGUGUGCGCGAGAGAAUUGUUCGGGCUUUCCUGAUCGAAGAACAGAAGAUUGUUGUCCGUGUAUUGAAAGCACAAGAGGCAUCCAAAAAAUAAACUGUUGUCAACAUAA
Ostrea edulis (European flat oyster) is the source of this 431-nucleotide messenger RNA. Its product is annotated as 60S ribosomal protein L34-like. Gene Ontology annotation, cellular component: ribosome. Bases 74 to 415 code for a protein of 113 amino acids. Gene Ontology annotation, biological process: translation. Gene Ontology annotation, molecular function: structural constituent of ribosome. The record is from RefSeq and is a predicted model, not a curated record. The transcript is spliced from 5 exons. Lineage: Eukaryota; Metazoa; Mollusca; Bivalvia; Ostreida; Ostreidae.